GGAAGUGAGGCCCGGGCAGUCCGCCUGCCGGCGCCAUGAGGUUGUCGCGGCUGAAGCUCCGGUCGGUUUUCGUCAUUUAUUUCCUGGUCUCGGUCCUGGGCCUGAUGUACGCGCUGCUGCAGCUUGGUCAACCGUGUGACUGCACACCACAAAUGAAGUCAGCAAACGAUCUCGUUAGGCAGAAGGACCAGAAAAUGCUGCAUCUCCAGGCUGAAGUGAAGAAAUUGCAGAGGCAACUGAAAGCAGAGGAGGUGGCAGCAGAUGGACAGCCUCUGCCAACCAUUUAUGCCAUCACGCCAACACACACCAGACUGGUGCAGAAAGCUGAGCUGGUCCGUCUCUCCCAGACCUUCCUACAUGUGAAGAAGUUCCACUGGAUUGUGGUGGAAGAUGCUGCCAAUCGUUCCAAGCUGGUGGCUGACCUCCUGGCACAGAGCGGCUUGCCCUACACCCACCUCAGCUUACCGACACCCACCAUCUACAAGCUGAAGGACAGUGAUCCCAACUGGCUGAAGCCUCGGGGCGUGGAGCAGAGGAACCUGGGCAUCCAGUGGCUGCGGGAAAACCGGGAGCUCAGCGAGGAGGCUGUGGUCUACUUUGCAGAUGAUGACAACACCUACAGCUUGAAGUUGUUUGAUGAGAUGCGCUGGACGAAGCAUGUUUCGGUUUGGCCAGUGGGACUUGUUGGGGGCUUACGUUUUGAGAGGCCGCUGGUGGAGAACGGGAAGGUGGUUGGGUUUUACACGGCCUGGAAACCAAACCGGCCUUUCCCCAUGGACAUGGCAGGGUUUGCUGUGGCCUUACAGCUUCUUCUGGCUAACCGUGAGGCCAGGUUUGAUAUAAACGCAGAGCGUGGUUACCUUGAAAGCAGUUUGCUGCAAUCGCUGGUCUCCAUCGAGGAGCUUGAACCCAAGGCAGACAAUUGUAACGCAGUCCUGGUCUGGCACACACGCACAGAGAAGCCAAAGUUGAAGCAGGAGGACAUGCUUCAGAAAGAGGGGAAAGGAUCGGAUGCCCGCAUCGAGGUCUGAGCUGGACAAACAGGAGCUGGACAGAAAGGAAGGAGAGCCUCGCUUUGCUAACCAUCCAAGUGCUGGGUGGUGGGAAGGCAUGAUGGCCUGCAUGAUAUGUACAGGGAGCUUCACUGCAUCCUGUUUUAAGCAGUGUAACAGGAGAGACCAUGGGGUUUAGAAGGAGCAGAGAUUCCAGCAAUUGACAUCAGGUACACCAAAUACACAGGAUCUUCGACACAAGCACAUCUUCAUCACUUAUCUUUCUGUGUUCUUACAAAAAAAAAUCCCUGUUUGUCUUAAACUCACUCUCAUGGCUGGGUGAUUUUGCUGUGCCAGCUUGUUGUGUUUCCUCUUGUGACCUGAGUUUGGGGCAUAUUCAUUGCACACAUCUGCCCGGUAAUUCUGCAGUGCGCCGUCAGCUGGAGUUCAUUGACCAGCUUGUGAUUCCAAGAGAUCUGAGGUUGGGGUUGAAAACUGUGCCACUGGCAUUAAGUCAGAGGGAGCUUUAUUCUGCGUCUCAUCUGGAGUGGCAAAGUGACAACACUUAAGCGUUUUCCCUCGUCAUUCCUAUUUUGUGUUCAAAAACAUCUUUUUAAUGAGUUCUUUCUUUGCCCCAGUUGCAGAGGGACUGGUGUCUUGUUCCUGGACGAGAAAGCUAUUGAUUUCCAGUGGAGUGUUAGGAGCAGUACACACCUCAGCUAAUGGUAUGGUUAAUUAAGAAUUCGAAAUAUAAAGGAUAGCAAUUGCUCAUUUAAAAUUUAAUGGUCACUGAAAUAUUUUGAUAAAUAAGUCCGGCCUUUAGAUGCUGCUGCUCAGGAAUAUUUCUGUAUUUCUUGAUUUGUGAUCUGGUUAUCUCUCUUUCUGUUUUCUCCAUCUCAUCCUGACCCCUCAAACACCCCACCCUGACCCUGGGAUACUGGGAAUUAAUUGGAACUUUGCAGAUUGAUAUCAAUAGAUUUUACAGAAGCCCCCUCCAGGGAUAUGGAGUUGAUCUCAUUGAAUGGUGGAGGAAGCUUAAGGGGCAGAAUGGCCGCCUCCUGCCCCAGUUUCUCUAGCCUUCGGAGACUUGCUAGACCAUCAGAGUCAGCUGAAUUGAACACCACUGUGCCAACUGGCUCAGCAUGCAGCUUAUGCUGAUCAUAAGACCCAGAGUUGUCCUGCAAUUCACUGCCAAAUGAAGCCCAAGUCCCCACUAGCAAAUAGAUGCACCCCUCAAGAUGUGUUUCUGCUCAAUUGAGCAGCUUGCCGUCUAACCUGGAUAUGAGGUGAAAGGUGAAGUUCUGUUGAAGUCAGCCUUGUUUUAUUCUUCCUGCUAGUUAGUCCAAUACUUACUACCCAUUUAUAAUUGCCCAAAAAAUGAUUGCGUGUCACCCACAUUGCUGUGUAUCUAGAGUAGGCAAGUAUGACCCAGAUGGGCAGUCCACAGUAGUUGUAUAAUUGCUAUUAGCAUAGCAUUUGAUUCUGCAUUCUUAAUGAACUCAAAAGUUCACUAUCUCCCAAAGUGGUAUUCAAACCUGUGUCACAAGAACACUAUGCUGCUGCUGCCGCCCACUAUUAACCCUGUGGCCUGAUCACCCCAAGGUGACAGUUGGGAGGUUGAAUCUAUAUUGUACUUUCCUGUUUGCUGUGCCAAUUUAUACUGUGAGCAUAUUCCAUCUGAUCCCCAUAUCCUUGUUGUAACAUUGUGUCAGAGAGUUUGGCAAUGUCGUUCAAUGGAGUAGAGCGAGAUCUGAAAUCAUUCCUUGGGCUGUCUGCCUAGACAUCUGCCUGCUUAGCUAGAAUGCCCCAGCUCUAAGAAAUUCCCAGUCUCAAUUGUGAAGUGCAGAAUCAAAUGGACCCUUCCUGCUCCAGCUUCCAUAUCCAAUCCAGAUUCAUUGAGAUAGCCCAGAUUCUGUUUCUGAGAGCUUCCAUUUCUGUUACAAGAGACAUUCCGAGCCCCAAGUUCAGAAUUUGACAGUUCCACUUGGCUGGUGCCAUCAAUGUGGUGAAGGAGAAGUUGUUACACUCUGCUGCUUUAGGUUUUUCCGACUGUGGGCAGUCAUUGAGAGACCAUUGAAAUAAAGGGAAGCUGCUGAAUAAAUUUAACACUAACCGGUUUACUAACGUGGGUUAUAAACACACCGCUGAUGGUCAUUUUUCUAAAUGGCGUGUGCGGUGGAAGCACUGUGAAUUAUGAACCACCCUCUCAGCUUUUAUUUUGUUUAUUACUUCUUGAACAUCUUGUAUUUAGUUGCAGUCAGUGUUAUGCUGCCAAGGGCUCCCAGUGAGCAGUUCAUAAAUCACUAAUAAAGGCUUCCUAUGGGAAUGAGCUACUCUAUUUGUUUCAGAUCCAUGAGAUCAUUAGCCCCUUGGCUUGCACCCUCUUAUGUUUAUUGUUUCAGUAAUUUAUGUCAGAUAAUAUAUUCACUGUGUGUCUGUUAGGACUGAGGUGGGGCAUUGGGACUAAUUGGAUAGCUCUUUCAAAGAGCUGACGCAAGUACAGUAGGCUGAUUGAUCCCCUCUCCCCAGUACUGUAAUAUUAUGUAAUUUUGUGUGUAUGUCUGUCUGUGUGUUGUGUUGGGCUAUGAGGUUUACUUGGGCUUUCUGUUGCAUCGUCUGUGCCUGUCUUUUUUUCACAUCACCUGAAAAGAAAUAUGGGUUUGCAACAACUGGAGUGCACUCUGCAAGUGUGCAGUAUUCUAUGUGGAAAGGAUGGUAAGUACAUGUGUGUAAACUUGUACAGUAGCUUUCGACACGUCCCCAUGUCUUUCACAGCUAAUGAAGUAGUUUUGAAGUCAGCUCACUGAUAGAGGAAACGUUGCUGCUAGUUUGCACACAGCAAGCUCCCACACACAUUAUGACAUUGGUUGAGCCACAUCUCAUCUGAAAAGCUGUAGGAUCCUGAAUGACAAUGCAACAUUUGCUAAGCUCUGGAGCUGGUGAGUGUGGGUUUAGAAUCUGUGAUCAGGUCUCUGGAGUGGGACUUGAACUCACAGCCCCCAGAGGCUGAGAUAUUCUCAGAAUCAUGUCUCCUUCUGUCCAGAAUGUCGUAAUUACCAUGCACUUGUACAUAAGGUUCAGCAUCUCAGGCUUGGCAUAAUGCCAUGGCUCUUUUGCUGUUCGCAUGCAAUCCGUCAGGAGAAUUUACACAGUGUAGAAGUUUCAUAGGGGUUUCAUUUUUAAUGAUUUCCUUAGUUUCAUUUAGGUCCCUGUUGAGAGCUCAUGAAAGAUUGAACAUUUGACCCUCUCUAUUCUCCUUUUACCAUCUUGAGGUUCAUCAGAACUGCACCACCCCCCUGCCCCGGGUAAGUUCCUGUUGUCUGUAAAAUCUCCUGUCAGUUGUGGUAGCCUGGAACACACUAUGCUGCUUGGUGGGGAACUGGAAGCAGAUUCAGUAGGAACUUUCAAAAUUGGAUAAAUACUUCAAAGGGAAUAAGAUUGCAGGGGAUGAUGGGGAACGGGCCCCCGUUGGCACUGAUUCUCUUUCUGAAAGUGGAUGUUAGAGCCCUCUGCAACAUGUGCUAAGUAUGUGUUAUUAUGCUGCAUCCUGAUCCCAGUCUGUGAUCAAUGCCUUUACCACGCUCCUCCUGUUUACAUGAAAACAGCUGCCCUUGAGGUUGCUUACCUUCCCAGCUUCCCACUGCUGCUGCUUCCUCCAGUUAUUGAGAGUAGCCUGGCCUCCAGUCUUCUUGGGAGAUAUUCACUGAAUCAGCAGACACUAUUGAGCUGUUUAUCAGCUGUGCCCAUGUCAUAUAGGAGUGAGGCAUGAAGCUUCGAGCUCCAUCACAGAAACUAAAACACAGAGCCUGCAAAGCUCUGAACGGAGAAAAAGGAAGUCAGCUUUGUGCUUCAUAAGUUAAAUGGGACGUGUUAACAGCAUUACCAGCCAAUAGGUGUCACUAUGUAGAUUAGUAAAUGUUCAAAAUGCUGCUGACUUUUAAUGAUGGGAAAAGACUUCCAUUUACGUAGCACCUUGCAUGUUCUCAAAAUGCCCCAGUGAAUUACUUCUGCAGGUUGGCUGUCCCUGUUCUGUCAGUAAACAUUGUACAGUGGGAUCUCGCAAGCAGAACUCAGAUGGCUUUGCAAGUUAUUCUUGAUACGGUUCAAUAAAUGGCGGCCAGGAUACUUCAAGUAACAUCCUUGCUCUUUUUCUUCCCAACGUAACGCCAUAAGGUCAUUCCCAUCAACUCAAGUGGGUACCUGGGGCCUGUUUUAGAUGCUGAAGUCUCUGGAGUGGAACCUGAAUCUACAGUCUGACUCGAGCACAAAACCCCAGGGGUGUGAUCGUAUGGUGGUAAUGUUAUUGGGUUAGUCAUUCAGAGAACUAGAUUAAGGAGAUCAAACUCCAACACAGUAGUUGAACAAUUUAAUUAAGUAAAUUGGCAGUAAAAAGCUAAUAUCAAAAUAGUGACCAUGAAACAGUCAGAUUGUUUUAAAAACCUGUCCGAUUUGCUAAUAUGCUGCAGGCAGGUUGUCUGCAGUCCUUCCCUGGUGCAACCAACUUGUGGCUGCAGACCCACAGCAAUGUGGUUCCCUCAAUUAUGUGUCAGUGUUAGCUCCUCUGUCAUCUGUGACAGUUGUCGAUGGAUUCACAUCCUACUCCAGGGCUUCAGCCUAAGACUUAAGCGUGAUAUUCUAGUGCAGUACUUGGAGUGCUACACGUUCAGAGUUGUGUUUGGGAUAAGCUUUCAAACUGAGGCUCCAUGUGCAUCUUCAGGUGGGCCUAAAGGAUCCCAUAGCACACUUCUGAAGAGAAACUGGAGAGUUCUCCUUUGUGCCCUAACCAGUAUUUAUCCUUCAAUCAGCACCAACAAGUUAUCUGAUCAUUCUGACGUUGCUGUGUGUAGGAGCUCUUCAAUUGGACUUUUUGACUUGGUCCUAAAGGAUACAUAUCUUUUUGCCCUCUUUCCCCAACACUGGCUGUUGCAGACAAGGUCAUGUAUCUUGCUGCUAGAGCUCCCUAAUGAUACUGUUCUGUCACAUUUUAUAAAGAAUGUCUUUGGCAGCGUUGCCGCAUCUUUUCUGUUACCUGUGUUCACCCUCCCACAAUCCUUUGUAGUGGGCCUGACAUAUAAACAUACUACAGACUGCAUUCACAGGCAUGAGAAUCCUAAUACAGUGGUUUUAUUGGUGAGUGAUUGUUAUUUUGACAGAGCACAGUUAUCUUGGCACCUGUGCAUGUGUUUUCAUGAUGGCAUGUGUGAAAAUAAACUUUUAAAAAUUGAAACACAUAA
Stegostoma tigrinum is the source of this 6226-nucleotide messenger RNA. It is a transcript of the gene b3gat3, whose product is annotated as beta-1,3-glucuronyltransferase 3 (glucuronosyltransferase I). Gene Ontology annotation, cellular component: Golgi membrane. Gene Ontology annotation, molecular function: galactosylgalactosylxylosylprotein 3-beta-glucuronosyltransferase activity. Gene Ontology annotation, biological process: carbohydrate metabolic process; chondroitin sulfate proteoglycan biosynthetic process. The coding region runs from base 36 to 1031 and encodes 331 amino acids. The transcript has 5 exons. Lineage: Eukaryota; Metazoa; Chordata; Chondrichthyes; Orectolobiformes; Stegostomatidae. The record is from RefSeq and is a predicted model, not a curated record.